UUCUGGCUUCCUAGCCUGGUACGGCGUCCGCCACCAUGUCCCUGGCGGCCUCAGCGGGCCGGGGCCCGGGGACCAUGUGGUCCCCUACCCACGUGCAGGUGACGGUGCUCCAGGCGCGGGGCUUGCGAGCCAAAGGUCCCGGGGGCACGAGCGACGCGUACGCGGUGAUCCAGGUGGGCAAGGAGAAGUACGCCACGUCGGUGUCGGAGCGCAGCCUGGGCGCGCCCGUGUGGCGCGAGGAAGCCACCUUCGAGCUGCCGCCGCUGCUGUCCUCCGGGGCCGCGCCCGCCGCCGCCGCCACCCUGCAGCUCACCGUCCUGCACCGCGCGCUGCUCGGUCUCGAUAAGUUCCUGGGCCGCGCCGAGGUGGACCUGCGGGAGCUGCACCGGGACCAGGGCCGCAGGAAGAAGCAAUGGUACACCUUGAAGUCCAAACCCGGAAAGAAGGACAAAGAGCGAGGGGAAAUCGAGGUCGACAUCCAGUUUAUGAGAAACAACAUGACGGCCAGCAUGUUUGACCUCUCCAUGAAAGACAAGUCCCGGAAUCCCUUUGGAAAACUGAAGGACAAGAUCAAAGGGAAGAAUAAGGACAGUGCCUCAGAUACCGCCUCGGCCAUCGUCCCCAGCACGACACCCUCGGUCGACAGUGACGAUGAGUCCUUCUCAAAAGACAAGAAAAAGAAGUCAAAGAUCAAGACUUUGUUUUCCAAGUCGAGUCUGCAGAAGACACCACUCUCCCAGUCCAUGUCCGUCCUGCCCACUUCCAAGUCAGACAAAGUCUUGCUGCGGGCUGGGGACUUCCAGUCCCGGUGGGACGAUGAUGACCAUGAGGAUGAGUCCUCCUCUGCCUCGGAUGUCAUGUCUCACAAGCGAACAUCCAGUACAGACCACACACAACCGAACCAGUCCAACUUCAGCCUUCCCAAGAAAGAAGGGCUCUCCUUCCUCGGGGGCCUCCGGUCCAAGAACGACUCUCUUUCCCGCUCUACCGUCUGUAUCAACGGGAACCACGUUUACAUGGAGCAGCCGGAGGCCAGGAGUGAGAUCAGAGAGAGCAGCAGCCCUUCUAAUUCCCCAUCCCCACAGGGCUUCAGGAAAAGGCACCUGUUCUCGUCCACUGAAAACCUGGCCACCCGGUCUCCCAAGGAACCAGGGGAAGGAGGCGGCACGUCCUCUGACAGGCGACUCUCUGACUCGCUCACCAAGGACUCCAUGAAGUCCAUGUCUUUGCCAUCCUACCGGCCUCUGACCGGUGGGGACAGUAGGGAGAGUGUGUCUCCAGCAAAUGUGGAGGCUGCCAGAGAGACAAAAGACAGCAGGAAGCAGGAGAGCAAGAAGUCCUCUUUGCUUUCCCUGGUGACGGGAAAGAGAGAGGCCGCUAAAGGCAGUGAAGGUGGACCUCUUCCCGCUGUCUCAGAGAAAGAGAAGGAAAGGAAAGGCGCGCUCGCGGAAGCCCAGCUGCAGGAGGAAGACCUCGUGAGGAGGCCUGAGAAAGAUGCUCUACCUGUUGCCUCCCAGUGGGGCAGCUCCUUGAACCCCUUCGAGGACGUGCAGAUCUCGGACCCGGAAGCCAGCACGGCGUCCAAGUCUGAACAGAAGCCGCCAGUUCCUGCUGCGAGGGCUCCCCAGACCAAAGCGGUGAAGCCUAGACUGGAAGUUUCUCCAGAGGCUCAGCCCAGAGCCAGGCUUCCUUCCCCCGACUCUGCUCUCUUUGCCCCUUUCCCCUCUGACUCUGCUCAGGUUCCUAUCCUUUCAGACUUGAGAUGUGACUCAGAGACACAGUUCUCUGAAAGUCCCUCUGCCUCCUCUUUCUCAUCCCCCUUAGCAGCUCCCAUCUCCACAUCCACGCCAAUCGAACCCUGGCCCACAGGCAAGGGUGAGGCCGGCGCCGAAGAGCCUUCUUUGCUCCUCAGAACAGUCCCUGGUUUAAUACCAGCUGCAAACACUGGUUCUUCUGCCUCGGGAUCACCUUGUGAACAACUCCCUACACCUGUGAGGAAGGGGACAGAAGAGGCUUCAGGGGACACAGGGAAGGAAGCCGGCUGUGAUGAAUCGGGAAAGACCCUCAUGACAGCGCCUGGGUCUUCCGUGGAUAGUGUUCACGAUGGUGGAAUGACUACUGCAGUGGAAGAAGCAACACCCCCUCUUCGAGAGGAAGAGGCGGCCUCCUCAUUUCACCGCAUAGCGCAGAACCAUGAGGGGCUGCCUCAGAAUGCCAGCGGAGGGGAGAGGAAGGUCAAGAAGCGAGUGUCUUUUUCUGAACAGCUUUUUGUGGAAGAAGAAACAGAAGGACCCAGUAGGCUUGAGGAGGAGGACAAAGGUCAUCCCCAGCAGCUGACACAGGAAGGGCCUGUUGCUGGAAGCAUACCCCGUGCGGGAUCUCCAGAGUCUCCCCACACAGAAGGCAUAGGACAGGAACCUGUAACCGCAGAAGCUCAGCCCGCCAUCUCUUCGGAAAGCGAGAGUUUCCCAGAAGGCCCCACAAGUGAAGCCAGCCCAGAAAGAGGUACCCAGCCUUUGAUGUAUGAGGAGAAGGAUGACCUCAUGGCUCCCUGUCAGAGUAAAGCCAGCGAUCAUGAAGGCCUGCUCUCUAACCCCCUGAGUGACCUUCCGUCCGCCUCGGAUGUGAAAUCUCCUAUCAUGGCCGAUCUGAGCUUGUCUCUUCCGUCCAUUCCUGAAGUGGCAUCGGAUGAUGAAAGAGUCGAUGAGGCUGGAGAUGGAGGCAGGACAGAGAAGCUGGUUGAUCUAGAAGCAGGAGUUUCAUCCUGGAACGUGUCACCUUCCAUUCUGGAGACGGCAGGAGGGUCUAGUGGCAGGGCACGUGAAUCAGUGCCCACGGAGAAUCAGUGUGACUUCAGGCCCCAGACUCCCUCAAGUGUGAAUGAAGAGCUACCAGGCCCUGGUACUGUCGAGGAAGAGAACCUGAUGGGAAGUGAGAAGCCAGGUUCACCUCUGUGCAUACCCCAGGACUCUCCUGUGCCCAGCCCCUCACUCGCUGAGACCUUACCCGCCGCACACUCUUUCCUCAGUUCUCCGUCUUCCCACGCUCACCACACCAGUGUAGCAGAAUCUCAAAAACAAGUGACAGCAGACGUCUCCACUAGUAAAGUUGAUCAUUUUGGCAAGAAGAAGCCACUUCUACAAGCCUGGGUCACACCCUCAGAGAUACAUCCAGUCCCAGCUCAGCCAAGUGUGGGAGCUGGGGCAGCCAAGCACAGGCCUCACCCCGUGAAGCCCAUGAACACAACAGCCACUAAGAUUGCAAACUCUAGUUUGGGAACCGCCACCAUCAUCAGCGAGAACCUGAUCAACGAGGCCCUCAUGAAGAAAUACCAGCCCUCGGAUCCCGCCUUUGCCUACGCACAGCUGACCCACGAUGAGCUGAUCCAGCUGGUCCUCAAACAGAAGGAGACCAUCAGUAAGAAGGAGUUUCAGGUGCGGGAGCUGGAGGACUACAUCGACAACCUGCUAGUGAGAGUCAUGGAGGAGACCCCCAACAUCCUCCGAGUGCCAGCGCAGAUGGGCAAGAAGGCAGGAAAGAUGUGAACGGCGGGAAGGAGGCGUGGUCUGAAGGAGGCGUGGUCUGCCUAGUAACCCGCACACUGGCCUGCCAUGUGCAUCGUCUCUCAAGAGUUAAUUCUCCUAGUUGAAACCAGAUUAAUGAUUACAACGAAUCUUUUACUAUACAUUUCCCAGCGUUUUGUUUUUCAAUGCCACUGUGCCUUUGCCUACAUUGUAAAUAUCAGAUUUGAUCCGAUGUAUUUUAAGGCUGGGGUUGUUGCCCUUUGAUGCUGAGAUCUUCAGGUAUGGAUCCUCCGUGAAGGCAGGCUCAGGGUGAGAUGAGAAAGGGACACGUACGGUGUUGUUUCACCCGCUCUCUUGGCCUUUGAGCAGCUCGGGUGAGGCACAUGCUCAGUUUUUAAUUCGGGUGAACGCCGAGGACUCAAGGGUUUUGUUGAGGGUUGGUUUGGGAGGCAUAGUUCUGUUUUCAAGGUGGGGUGUUAUGUAGCCUUGGCUGCUCUUGAACUCACUGUGUACUGAGACUGGCCUUAGAUUUCUGAUCUUUCUGCCCCCACUUGCCAAGUGCUGGGAUUACAGCCGUGUUUGAUGCCUUCUGGUCGGAGCACGGUUGUUUACAUAAAACCUCAGAGCAUGCUUCUUAGGUUUUGAAUAUGCCUUUUACAAUUGCCACUACCCUCUGGCCUUAAAAAUAUGCUCUUCGUGGGUGUGUGUCGGGGGUGGGGGGUAUAGCUCAGUGGGUAAGGUGCUUGCACACAAGCCUGAGGAUCGCGUUUGGAUUCUUGGCAUCCAUGCUAAAGCCAGGCGGAGUGGCAUGUGCCUGGGUAGGGGCUCGGCUGGGGGAGGGCAGAGCCAGGCAGAUCUCAGGGGCUCACUGGAAACUCAGGUUCAGCGAGGGACCGUCUUAAACAAUAAAAUGAAAAGCUACCAUAGACCCCUGCCCUUCAUGUGAUCUCACACACACACACACACACACACACACAUACACACACAUACACACACACACACACACUGUCUUUAGAUCUAUAGGGCCAUUUCCUGGAGACAUGAAAGAACUAAAGAGUCACUUUUCAGGCUGGAGCGAUGGUCUAGUGGUUAAGAGCACCGGCUGUUCUUCCAGAGGACCUGGUUCAAUUCCCAGCAACCACAUGGUGGCUCACAACUGUCUGUAAUUCCUGUUCAAGGGAAUCUGACCGUGUCACACAGACAUCCAUGCAGACAAAAUAUCAAUACACGUAACAUGAAAUGUAAAAGGAAAGAAAGAGAGUCAGUCUCGACUUAAGCAGGGAAAGUUGGUCAGAGUCUCCCCUCUCAGGAUUCCGGGGUUCCCAUCGCCCCGUUGGCCUUUCCUUGUGGGAGAGAGGACUGAGUGUUCCGCAGUCUUUCUACAACAGCUCUGUGAGGUAGAGGAUGAUUUUAGGAACGGGCCUUUGACCGCUUCCUUCCAUUGGCUUUUCUCAAUGGCUUUUCCUGGAAGGGAGUAGACAGUCCACUGAUUCCUCAAGAUGAUGGAGCCUCCGGCGAGGGCUGGGUAAGUGCUCAGGGGUGGAUCACCCCAGCCACACAUCAGCAGUAAAGAACAGUUGUGAAGAGCUACAGGAUGGCAUUUGCUUCUUUACUGCUACUUCCUGAUCUGGGGAGUUUUGUUGCUGCUAUUUUGAGACAGGAUCUCAUUGGCUUCAAACUUUUCACACAUACACACCCGUCCCCCGCCUCAGUUUUCCAAAUUUCCAAAUACUGGAAUUACAGGUAUGUGUCACCAUGCCUGGUAGAUCAGUAUAUUUUUUUUAAAAAUGUAUACACACACACACACACACACAUAUAUAUGCACACCUUAAUAUGUACACACACACAGCUGCUUUUCCACUAAUAGAGGGAAUUCUAUUAUUCCAUUGCUGGUCACCUCAUUCUGGAAUUAAAAUGUUUCAUGAUGUUCUUUGGGUUUUUUUUUUUUUUUCUUCCUGGUAGUAAUAAAAAAACUCAUCAAAUCUUAACAUCUCUGCUCAGCGAAUCAUAGGCCAGUGACAUGGAUAGGGUGGGGUAGUGGUGGUUCUCAAUGAAGAAUCUGUGUGUGUUCUUAUCACCCUGAAGGUGAGGAACAUUGGUUAUACUGCAGCACUUUAAUCUGAAGGGCAAGACUGUAACUUGAUUUACCUAACAAGCUGUUGAUGAUCCACACGUAUUUUUAUUUAAUCUCCCCUACAGUACUGGGGACCACUGCAAAUUUCUUGAGAUGAUUUUUUUUUUUUUUUUAGUGUUGUGAAAUUCAUUAAUAUGCCUAUAAAGAAACGGUAUCCACUUGAACUUUGGAAAUGUACAUGUAUAUUUCUGUUCUGCAUCAUGGGGUUUUAGUUUGGUUUAUUUUUGUUUUUUUGUUUUUGUUUUUUUAACUUGAUAUAAAUGCAUUUUUACUGUAAUAACCUAAGUGCACUGGGGCAAUGCUCAGAAGAGCCAGCCUGGGGAGCUGGCCUUAUGUAUGAAGAGUCUGGAGGUCUCUGCUGCUACUCAGACCUUUGGUAUGUAACGGAGUCAGCUUUAGAGAGGACCGUCUAGGUGGAGUGAAUUCCUGUGCUAUGAAAUGCCACUUAGGGACUCUGGAGAAUGAAGGACUGUUUACUUCGGGGGUUUUGCUGGUUUCUGCCAGUGCUGGGAAACACUGCCUUUCUGACCUGGCUGUACCUCACAAGGUACUAGAGACCCCACCUACUUAAUAACUGUUCUUGCCUAUCCGGUCGGAGACUAAGGGACCAUACCAAGGAAAGCUGAGCCUGCCUUGAGCCACUGGCAGAGGCUGGUGACAGGGAGAGCCCUGGAGCUACUGAGGUUGGCCUCUGCCUUGUGCUUGUAGCUUCCAGUGAUGCCAACAUGAGGUGCCCUGGAGGGGCCUACACU
Molecule: messenger RNA, 6410 nt
Organism: Mus pahari (shrew mouse)
Lineage: Eukaryota; Metazoa; Chordata; Mammalia; Rodentia; Muridae
Gene: Rab11fip1
Product: RAB11 family interacting protein 1
Exons: 6
Coding region: 36-3545 (1169 amino acids)
Biological process (GO): regulated exocytosis
Cellular component (GO): intracellular membrane-bounded organelle
Molecular function (GO): small GTPase binding
Source: RefSeq, a predicted model, not a curated record